Molecule: messenger RNA, 780 nt
Organism: Onychomys torridus (southern grasshopper mouse)
Lineage: Eukaryota; Metazoa; Chordata; Mammalia; Rodentia; Cricetidae
Product: cystatin-C-like
Exons: 3
Coding region: 103-525 (140 amino acids)
Molecular function (GO): cysteine-type endopeptidase inhibitor activity
Source: RefSeq, a predicted model, not a curated record
GUCCCAAGUCUCAGUUUGGUAAAAGCCUCCCGGUGUGAGCGUCUUCAGUUCUGCCCCAACUCCGAGUGCUGUUGGAGCUCCAUCCCUUCGUCCCAGCCAGCCAUGGCCAGCUCGCUGCGUGUCCCGCUGCUCCUGCUGGCCCUCCUGGCCGUGGCCUCGGCCACCGCCCCCAAGCAAGGUCGGCGCCUGUUGGGAGGCCUGCAGGAGGCCGAUGUCCACGAAGAGGGCGUGCAGCGAGCUCUGGACUUCGCCAUCAGCGAGUACAACAAGGGCAGCAACGACGCAUACAACAGCCGCGCCAUACAGGUGGUGAGAGCCCGUAAGCAGAUCGUGGCUGGAAUAAACUACUAUUUGGUAGUGGAGGUAGGCCGAACCAUAUGUACCAAGUCCCAGCCAAACUUGGCUGACUGUCCUUUCCAUGACCAGCCCCAUCUGAUGAGGAAGGCGCUCUGCACCUUCCAGAUCUAUGCUGUGCCUUGGCAAGGCACACACUCCCUGACAAAAUCCAGCUGCAAAGAUGCCUAAGGGUUGAGUCCAGUGAUGCAGACUGCUCCUCCCCUGUACUCCUUCCCAUGUAGUGUGUACUUCCAUCCCAUGGAAGGGUGCUCCAGCUCUGGAAGACACACAUCUCCAGUGUGUCAGCACCAGGAGACAGUAGAGAAGCUGCUGCAGACAGGUUCUGCACAUCUGAACAGCUGUCCCCUGGUUCCACUCCUCUCCUUGAAGUACCUCUCAUGCCUUGCUCAAUACAAAUAAAUAAAUAAUGAUUUCCUUUGGCUU